ACAGGGACCAGUGCAGAGGAUCUAGACUCUCCUUGACUGGAUCCAACUCAACAACUGCGCAUUAAGUUAGGUCAAAAUUCACGAAGUCUUUGCAUCCGAAAUCUGAAUAGCGGAGGGUUUCUGCGCUGUGAGGAGUUUGUUUUCUGCAUUUCAAUCUUCAGAAUUCCAGGCAGGCGGUUGGUUAAUAAACAAAUGGACAGAGAACUUGUUGUGUCUCCUCUCAUCGACGCACUGCUAGGCAAACUAAAUUUGCUUUCCGAUGCUGCUGCUGGCGGCGGCAACGAUUGGGCCCUGAUGGAGUGCGACCUCACAAAACUCCGGUUCACUAUCAAUCAAAUCGCCGAGGUGGUGGUUGUUGCAGAACAUAAACUUUUCUUCAAGGAAAUCGCCAACGGUGAAUGGCUGGAGGAAGUUGAGGAAGCAGCUUAUGAUGCGGCUGAUCUAUUGGAUCUGAUGAUAGCAAACAAUAAUUUUUGCAAAACCUUGUUAUCCGGAAGCUUAAUUCGAUCACCUGUGUCUAAUUUGUUGGCGAAGGAGGUAGUUAAUUGUAUCUCCUUUCCACGAAGACUUGACGAGCUUGUUCUUAAACUGGGCAAGGUUAAGAAAUUGGCACUGAGGUUUUUCGAAUUGUGGAAGGAAGGGAAGGACAUAGUUCCUUAUGAUUCCAGAGAGGCUGGCCUUCUCAUCAGAUCCCACAUCCGAAGCCGCCCUAAACUUAACCUCCAAGGGGUUGAGGAGAUCAAGGCGUCGUUGCAAUCCGACGCAAUUUUGGGUAGGUAUGAGGACAAGAAUCGGAUGUUAGAUCUGUUGAUCGACAACAACUCCCAGUUGCGGCCUCGUGUUAUUCCCAUUGUCGGUCAGGACGGGGUUGGAAAAACCACUCUUGCCCAGAUGAUCUACAAUGAUGAGGUGGUAAAGGCACGUUUCAACUUAAGGGCUUGGGUGUCCGUAGACGCGGAAGGUAAUGUCCCAGAUGAUUCUAUUGCAGAAAAGAUUGGUAAAGGGAUCGUCGAAUCUGCAAUGGGGAUGUCCUGUCAACUGGUUGCUGUAGAUGAGCUAGACGAACUCGUUAGAGAUGCCUUGGAAUCAAAAACAUGUCUAAUCGUGUUAGCGGGAGUCAAUUCGAUGAUGUCUCGGGAGGCAUGGAUGCGACUGCUUGAGAAAUGGUUUUCUACUGUUGCACCUGGAUCGAGUGUUAUAGUGACAACUUGCAACAGUGAAGUUGCAGAUUUUAUGUCCACGGUUCGGCCUUACCAAUUGAAUGCAUUGUCCGAAGAAGAUAGUUGGUCUUUGUUCAGACAGCUAGCUUUCGAGCCCUUUCAAGUUAUGGAGAGUCCAGAAAUCGUGUCCAUUGCCAGAAAAAUUGUAGUCCGCUGCCUUGGUAUCCCUCUCUUUUUGAAUCUUCUCGGAGGCCUGAUGAGAUUCCACAAGACAAAAGAAGAGUGGCUUUCUGUCCACGAUUGCUUCGAAAUGCUGUCAGCACGUCCCUGGAUGGCCUGCUGUAUCACACCAUUGCAUUCUGAUAUCCAUAAUUUUCUCUCUGUGUGCUAUCACUAUCUACCACCACACCUAAAGCAGUGCUUCGCGUACUGUUCCAUUUUCUCAAAGGAUCGUGUGCUGGACAAAGACAAAGUGAUCCAGAUGUGGAUUGCUGAAGGUCUUGUUCAGUCAACUGGAGGAAACGGAACGCUAGAGGAGAUUGGCAAUGUUUUUUUUCAGGAGCUGUUGUGCAGGUCAUUCUUCACAGGUGAGAAAUGGGAUGAGUACGGUGAAACAACUGGGUACCGGAUGCAUCCCUUGUUGCAUGAUUUAGCGAGAUUUGUUGCGAAUUUUGACCAUGUAGUGAAGGCUGGGGUUGGAUGCAGUCAAUCCAGAAAAUUCUGUCAGGUAUCUUUGGCUUUUCAUUCUAAAUCAUCAACUAUUUCAAAAUCACUAGAUCUUCCGAAACACCUGCGGACACUGCUUUUAUUAUCAGGUGGCUUCCAGGGGACCGUUGAUCCUUCAGUUAGACUGAAAAGUCUCCGGGUUCUGGAUUUGUCUUUCAGUGGUAUUCAGAAAUUGUCAAGUCAUAUUGCUAUUUCACAGCAUCUAAGAUACCUUGACCUCUCCCAGACAUCCAUUAAAAGAUUGCCCAAUAGCUUAACCAACCUAAAACACUUGCAGACUUUGAGGCUAUCAAGGUGUUCUCAUCUGCAGGAGUUACCUGAAGGAAUGCACAAUAUGACUGAUCUCAGACAUUUGGAUGUUUCUUUCUGUCAUUCAUUAUCUCACAUGCCAUCGAGGCUUGGGCAACUAACUUCUCUUCAAUCACUGCCAUUAUUUGUUUUGGGCGAGAGUAAGGGAUCUGCUCACCUAGGAGAUUUGCAUAAGCUAAACCUCAGAGGUAAAUUAGAGAUAAAGAAUCUUGAAAAUGUGACACAUAUCUCAGAGGCACGUGAUGCAAGGCUAUAUGAGAAAGAAAAUCUUUACCAUUUGGGAUUAUCAUGGAACCAUGUUGUGGAUGCUUCUUCUAAAAUAUCUAGUGACCUCCUUUUAGAAAGCUUAUGGCCGCACCCAAAACUUAAAGUCCUGGAUAUAACAGGCUAUAAUAGUAUCAGGUUUCCGUCAUGGAUGAUGGAUUCAACCAUCCACAAUCUGGUUAAAGUUCUCAUCACCCACUGCAAAUGUGAAGAACUUCCACCAUUGGGCCAGCUACCGUACCUUAAGGAGCUUUGUAUAAGAUGGAUGACUAAUUUGCGAUCCAUAGGACCUGAGUUUUAUGGCGAUAAUUCUGGUACUCCAUUCCCUUCUCUGCAUCAGAUUGAGCUUUCUAAUAUGCCUGUAUUGGUUGAAUGGUUGAAUUUGGCCUCUUUAAAAGAAUCAACUAGUGCGACAAUAGGAUACACAUUUCCUUGCCUUAACACAAUGAUAGUCGAAGAUUGCCCUGAGCUUAUAGGCUUCCCGGUUCUUUCUGCUCUGAAGAACUUAGUUAUCCGGAAUAGCAACAAGAAGCUAUUAUGUUCCCUGGCCAACUUAAGAUCACUUUCCUCCCUUGUUAUCAAUGGUAUUCAGGUGGAGUUACCUGGGGAUUUGGGGAAUUCAAACUCUAUCGAGAAACUGAUGAUACGCCGUUGUGUUUUCCUUGAUUACCACUUUGAGGAGUGUAUGCAGGGAUUUACUUCUGUUAAACAUCUGGGGAUUCUUUACUGUAAUGAAAUGGCAUUUUUUCCAAUACGCUUAAGGUAUCUCACUUCCCUUCAGAAGCUGGAUAUCAUAGAGUGCCAUGACUUGAAGUUUAUGCUAGAUGUUAGGGAAUCGCUCCCUUUACUUCAAGAGUUGAGUAUUGAAGGUUGUUCUUUGCUGGCUUCAUUGCCAAACGAUAUGUACAACCUCCCCAGCCUACAAAAGCUAAUCAUUAAAGGAUGCCUUGAACUGUCAUACCUCCCUGAAACAUUGUGUGACAUAUCUGCACUCCGAUAUUUGUUGAUUUCUGGAUGUCCUAAAUUGGAAAAAAGAUUGGAAAGAGCAACAGGCGAGGACUGGUUCAAGAUAGCUCAUGUUCCAUGUAUCAUAAUUUCAUAAUUCACAUGCUUGAAAGUCAGGCUGAUUGAAGAUCACAGAAGAGUUUGAGACCCAACGAAGGAAAAGCUUCAGUGAAGUUGAACAUCUCUGGCUGCUGCAGCUCAAGGAACUCAAGGAAGCAGUGGUAAAAGCACUGGGGAAGGCAAAUGGAAGAGAUUAGGCCACUGGUUGUUAUGUUGAAAAGUCUCCAGGAUCAGUGGAGGAAUUUUCUACCAUAUGCAAUAUGUUUGUAGCCAUUGGAUUUAUUUUAAUCCAAAGAAAAGGCUACCUGUUGAACCAGUUACCUCCCGGACGCUUCUACUCCUCCAACGUGUUUCAUUGUCUGUGCUGUGGGAUGACCCAAUCGUUCAUCUCUCUCUCUCUGAUACCCAGCCUGCCCAGGCCCUCUCCUGCCUGUGGUACUCGCCCUCAUCGGCGCAGUUUUCAUUCUAGUUCGGCUGAAAGAUCCAAUAAAAUCUGAAGCUUAUUGGAAGUUUGCUAGAAGUUAUCAUCCUGAUGAGAACAAGUAGCAACGUGCAUGUGCUGCGUGGAUUUUUUCGAAGGGGAUAAUCUUUGCCUGUUUGUGGUGAACUUUUGUCCUUUCCUCUUUCAUAUGCACUCACUCUCUUCACAUGAUUUUAAUGCAUGCCGUUUCUAGUCCACCUUAAAAAUAUUAUUUACAUUUUCUUUUCAUUAUGAAUGGACACUCUGGUGUGGCAGUCAGUAUGUUGACGAGAUGAACUGAAUGUGAAAAAUAGGAAAGCCACCAGAGGAAAAAGAAUCAUAAAAAUCACGACGUACAGGAUCCAAUAUCUAACAAGAGCAUAGAUCCAAUUUCAAAAUUCUUAGAUGUUCAGCCAUAUGACAUAUUCCAUUUGUAUGUGGAUGGGGCAUCCCACAAGAUACAUAACCAUUUCAUGUACCUGUAGACUCUAGUGAGGAGAAAUUUGACAGAGGUGAAGGUGCUGACAAGGAUUAUGCCCAACAAAUGUACACGGAUGGUUGACCUCUUUCCAAAACACGACCCUCCCUUUUUAGCGAUCAAGAUAUAAAUUUAGAUGGUUUUAAUGUGGAUGAAUGUAAUUUUGGAUAGCUGCUUUGUGGAUGAUGUAAAUUUGAUUUUGGUAAUCCAUGCAUGUGUAGAUUAUUGAUGUGUCCAUGAAAUAUUUUGGAUGCUAAUCCAUGUAUAUGAUAUUUGAAUACCAUUGAUAUA
Molecule: messenger RNA, 4753 nt
Organism: Camellia sinensis
Lineage: Eukaryota; Viridiplantae; Streptophyta; Magnoliopsida; Ericales; Theaceae
Source: RefSeq, a predicted model, not a curated record